AUGCAUCUUAAGGCAAACGGGCUUCUGAAAACCAUCAGUAAGUCGGAAACAACAUCAGAUGAGCAAAAGGCAAAAGCCAUGAUUUUUCUUCGCCACCACAUCCAUGAUGGUUUAAAAGAUGAAUAUAUUAUGCAAGAAGAUCCUGCAGAUCUCUGGCAAUCACUUAAAGAAAGGUUUGAUCACCAGAAAUAUGUGAUCUUACCUAAAGCGAGACAUGAGUGGUUGAAUCUUCGGUUCCAGGAUUACAAAAGUGUAAGUGAGUAUAAUUCCGCGUUAUUCGGAAUCACUUCUAGGAUGAUGUUGUGUGGAGAAAAGAUAACUGAUUUUGAUAUCAUAGAGAAAACUCUCUCCACAUUCCAUCCCGGAAACGUAAUCUUGCAACAACAAUACCGGGCAAAAGGAUUCACCAAGUACUCGGAGUUGAUGCAAAUCCUCCUUGUUGCUGAACAAAAUAAUGAACUAGUGAUGUUAAACCAUCAAACCCGUCCAACUGGAUCAAUGCCAUUCCCAGAAGUGAAUGUUGCAUCAUCGAGCAAAAGAAAUAAUCAAGGACGUGAAAAUAAACGAAGAAAAGAUCACUUUCGUGGUCGUGGUCGAGGACGUGUACGUGGACGUGGACGUGGAAAUGGACGUGGUCGCGGACGAGAGAAAACCAAUGAUGAUGGCCUAGAAUAUAAAAGGUCAAAGGAAAAUGGUUGCUUUAGAUGCGGCAUGAAAGGACAUUGGGUACGUACAUGUCGUACACCAAAAUAUUUAGCCGAUAUGUAUCAGGAAUCACAAAAGGCUAAAGACAAAGAUGUUGAAACCAACUUCAUCUCUAAGGAAGUUGGGCCAUCCUUUGAUAGCCAAAGUGAUUAUGCUCAUCUUGAUGUAGCAGAUUUUCUUGUUGAACCAAAAGAAUCAACAGAAACUAAUAGGCUAAAACUGAUGUGA
Messenger RNA from Capsella rubella, 933 nucleotides. RefSeq lists its product as uncharacterized. The record is from RefSeq and is a predicted model, not a curated record. The transcript has a single exon. Gene Ontology annotation, molecular function: nucleic acid binding; zinc ion binding. NCBI's taxonomy places the organism in Eukaryota, Viridiplantae, Streptophyta, Magnoliopsida, Brassicales, Brassicaceae. Bases 1 to 933 code for a protein of 310 amino acids.